AUGGCAAAGAGCAGCUCUUUCUCAGAGGCCGACCUAUUAUGUCCUGUGUGCCGCCACAUCUACAUGGAUCCUGUCAUGUUGCCUUGUGAUCAUAGCUUAUGUAAGGUUUGUUUUGCAAAAGUCUGGCAGAAGAAAAAAUCUCUUAAAUGUCCUUUGUGCAAGAAACGGUGUCCCAAAACGUUGCCUCCACCAAACGUGUACUUGAAAAUGUUGACGGACAGAUUUCGUCUGGACAAAAAGGAGUCAGCUGCAUCUGAGAUGUGCCAGCUGCAUAAGGAGAACCUCAAGCUCUUCUGCCUCGAGGAUGAAGAGCCGGUGUGUGUUGUGUGCCGAGACUCAAAAACACACACAAACCAUCGUUUCAGACCACUGGAUGAAGCAGCGCAAGAGCAUAAGGAGGAGGUUAAAUCUAAACUGAAACCCCUGCAAGACAAGCAUGAUGUUUUUCUAAAGACAAAACGGAUUUGUGAGCUUAACAUACAACACAUUAAGAACCAGGCUCAACACACAGAAAAGCAAAUCAAGACGGAGUUUGAGAAGCUUCACCGGUUUCUACAAGAUGAAGAGACGAAACAAAUAUCUGCACUGAAGGAGGAGGAGAAGGAGAAACACCAAAUGUUCGAGGAAACCUCCAACUUUGUAACCAAUGAGAUUUUACAGCUUUCAGCAACCAUCAGAUCCAUCCUAGAAGAAUUAGCAACAGAGGAUACAUCUUUUCUGAAAAAUUACAAAGCUACUCUGGAAAGAACUAAGUAUGAGCUGAAGGAUCCUGAAAUCGAGUCAGAAUCACUGAUUGAUGUGGCAAAGUAUCUGGGCAACCUGCAGUUUAGAGUGUGGGAGAAGAUGAACAAUAUCGUUGAAUACUAUCCUGUGAUUCUAAACCCGAACACCGCACACCCGCGUCUCUAUCUGUCUGAUGACCUGACUGAGUUUGUGUGCCAAGAUGAGCAUGAGGAGCUUCCUGAAAACCCAGAGAGAUUUGAUCAUCAUAUGUGGGUCCUUGGCUCUGACGGCUUUAACUCAGGGACUCACUGCUGGGAGGUCAAUGUGGAAAACAGUGUGGAAUGGGCUCUAGGUGUUGUGACAGGCCAUGUAGGAAAAAGAGGUUUCUACAGGGUGGGUGUAUGGAAAAGUCAUUACCAAAAUGCGACAUAUGGUGUGGAUGCCUCUGAAGGGUCUGCCACCAUCCUCAAGUUGAAGAAAGAUCUGAAGAGGAUCAGAGUGCAGCUGGACUACGACCACGGACACAUCUCAUUCUCAGACCCAACCACCGGCCGCAACCUAAAAACCUUUUUCUACAGUUUUACAGACAGUGUCUAUCCAUACUUCUGUAAUCAGUGUAAACUUUAUCCUCUGAGAAUUUUACCAGCGAAGACUUCUGUCAGUGUAGAAAGGUCUAAUUGCAUUACAUUUAAGCUUGCUUAUCAUAGCAGAGACUCUUCGAUUUAG
Neoarius graeffei (lesser salmon catfish) is the source of this 1449-nucleotide messenger RNA. Its product is annotated as E3 ubiquitin-protein ligase TRIM35-like. The record is from RefSeq and is a predicted model, not a curated record. Gene Ontology annotation, molecular function: zinc ion binding; protein binding. The transcript is spliced from 6 exons. Bases 1 to 1449 code for a protein of 482 amino acids. Lineage: Eukaryota; Metazoa; Chordata; Actinopteri; Siluriformes; Ariidae.